AUGGCUGAGAGUAAAUCGGACAUUCUUGAAGCAGGCAGGAAGUGCAGUAAGUGUAGGGGCCUUAUAAGACAUCAUAUUGGCCCUCAUGGAACUAAAUGUGACUUUGAAAUUCAAAAAGAAUAUCGAGAUCAGGACGUUGAAGUCGAUGUUACCAAUGAGAUUCUAGAAUUAAAGAAUCUCAUGGAACGUAUGAUGAUAAGUAAUGAAACUUUCAAGCAGGAUGUGAAGACUGAGAUGGAAUCCAUGAAGCAUGAGAUAUUGCAAAUAAAAUCUCGUUCCAAUGAUAGCAAUGAUAUACCAUCAACAUUUUCCGUACCGUCAAUGUCACCCAAGAAAGUCGUACCAUCAGCCCCUGCUAAACCGUCCAUACCCGUUAUGACGGAAACGAAAGUCUCUACCGAAGCAGAUGAAUCUGACACAUCAAUGAUUCUAGAUUAUCCUGUACCUCAGAAAACAAUAAAAGCAGUGAAAUCUGGUAAGUUUGUGAACAUGAUAGAUUUACUACCAGCUAAUCUUGUGAAUGAUUACAAUGAAAAUCCAGAUCCUAUCAUUUUAACACUUGAUAACGGACAUCUUCGUCAACAACACAAGCGUAAAGUUAAAACGAUUACUAGCUUUAAUCAGUGGUUAUCUGCUUGGAGUAUCUAUGAAUGUAUACUGAUUGAACAAAAUCCGAUCUUGUAUUCGAGUCUUAUCGCAUAUCGCACACUUAUCCAGGAAGCGGACAAAAAGUUCCAUUGGAAUGCGAUCAAUCUGUAUGACAUUAAAUUUAGAACAAAAUUAGCUCAAUCACCAUCACCCAAAUUUGACAAGAUGGAUAUUACGUUAUAUGUCACGACAUUGGAUGCGACAUGCGUCAAGAACACAAUCAGAUGUCACCGAUGUUCAGGGGACCAUAAAGUUAGUAACUGCCCCUUUCAAGCGAGCUCCACGAUGGCGCAGACAUCAUCGUCGGAUACAAAACAGAAGGCGGACAAAGACGAGGUCUGUAACAAUUAUCAAUUCGGAAACUGCAAAUAUGGAACAAAUUGCUACAGGAUGCACAAAUGUAAUGGAUGCGGCACCCUUAACGUCCCUCGAUCAAAAUGUACGAAAUGCCCAUCCCUUAACACACAUUAAUCCUUAUAGACCACUUUCUCCUGACGCCCUAGAAUUAGGCCUUAGGAAUCAUCCUGAUAAACAGUUCGUAGAGAAAAUAAUCUAUCAAGCCAAAAACGGAGUUUCGUUAGGUUUUCAAGGAAUUAGACAAUCGCAAAUACACAAUAACUGGAAGUCUGCAUUAGAAAAUCCUGACGUGAUCGAGAAAAAUAUUGCUAAGGAAGUCAAAAUGGGUCGUAAAGUGGGAUUCAGUU
Molecule: messenger RNA, 1352 nt
Organism: Owenia fusiformis
Lineage: Eukaryota; Metazoa; Annelida; Polychaeta; Sabellida; Oweniidae
Source: the annotation of a GenBank genome assembly